This is a messenger RNA of Penicillium brasilianum, 1179 nucleotides long. NCBI's taxonomy places the organism in Eukaryota, Fungi, Ascomycota, Eurotiomycetes, Eurotiales, Aspergillaceae. The record is from the annotation of a GenBank genome assembly.
AUGUCAAAAUAUGACGUUCAGGGAGAGCGAUUAUUCACAUCAUUUGACGCGCUAUGGACGGUACUGAUGGAUAUAGGCCGGGUGUCUAAGGGUGCGGAGAUAUACUGCCUCGUCGACGCUAUCGACGAAUGUGAAAUCGAAUCACAAGGUGUAUUUCUUCAGCAAAUCUACCAGUCCUUCAUGAAAACAACGGAUACCAGUCUGAUCACAUCUAGGGUGCAUUUCUUGAUUGUCAGCCGUCCAUACCCCGAGAUUGGGGAUUACCUAUCCAAGUUUCAAUGCGUGGACUUGGCCUCAUACAAGGAGACAACCAAUGACCUUCAAACCGUGAUCCAAGACAGAGUACAGGACCUUGCGAGGCGGAAGAAGUACUCUAAGUCUCUUGCACUGAGAGUGUCAAGAUUACUGGAAGAAAAGGCUGACGGGACGUUUUUAUGGGUCGGUAUUGCCUGUGAGGAGUUGAAACGGGUGCCGUCAAAAGAUGCUGUUCAGAUACUGGAAGCUCGCCCACGUGGAUUGUAUCCCUUAUACCAGUCCCUGCUCAAUGCAGCCGUCCUAGCCAGCAAUCUAAACGAUUAUUCACAUGUGAAGAGGAUAUUAGUAGUGGUGACAUUUGCGUUGCGACCGCUAGCAAUAGCGGAAAUAGCUGAAGCAUGCCAGUUGUUCUUGGACGAGGAUGUCAGUAGCCGUCUUCAGUUCACUCGGGAGGUUAUCGACUUGUGUCGUUUAUUAGUUGUUGUCGAUAACGGCUACGUCAGAUUGUUGCAUACGUCUGUCCCGGACUUUUUAAUGACCGAGAUGCAUGAAAUCCAACCUGCUGAAUCCAAUUACGUGAUAGCAUACCGAUGCAUGGAAGUGAUCUUCCAAAAUUGCCGGCAAAACAUGGAUAGGUCAACAUUGGAACCCACUCACGGCUUCCUCGGCUAUUCGGUUCUGCAUUGGCCACAGCAUGCCAGCCUAGCCCAAACAGAAUUUGUUGAUCAAAGCGAGCAUGAAAAAUUCUUCCAGGACGUGCUAGGAACCUGGAGAACUUGGCUGGAUAAUUAUAACCAUCUGAAAAAAAGGCUCUUGGGGCGCUCUAGAGACGGAGAAAUUGGAAGACAAAGAUGCACGCGGGCAGUCCCCAUUGCUUAUUGCCGCCGAAAAUACUCAACUCGAAGUCAUGAGAUUGUUGAUUGA